This is a messenger RNA of Eublepharis macularius, 12487 nucleotides long. RefSeq names its product bromodomain and WD repeat domain containing 3 (gene BRWD3). The transcript is spliced from 40 exons. The record is from RefSeq and is a predicted model, not a curated record. Lineage: Eukaryota; Metazoa; Chordata; Lepidosauria; Squamata; Eublepharidae. Gene Ontology annotation, biological process: regulation of cell shape; regulation of transcription by RNA polymerase II; cytoskeleton organization. Bases 25 to 5400 code for a protein of 1791 amino acids. Gene Ontology annotation, cellular component: nucleus. Gene Ontology annotation, molecular function: protein binding.
GGGCCUGCUCCCUCAGCCCCGAGGAUGGCGGCCCCAGCGGCGGCCGCGCCGACCCAGCUGGAAGCCGAGCUCUACUACCUGAUCGCCCGCUUCCUCCAGUCCGGCCCGUGCAAGAAAUCCGCCCAGGUGCUGGUGGAGGAGCUGGAAGAGCACCAGCUGAUCCCAAGACGUCUGGAUUGGCAGGGCAAGGAGCACCGAAGGAGCUUUGAAGAUCUGGUGGCAGCUAAUGCACACAUCCCUCCGGACUACCUUCUCAAAAUCUGCGAGCGGAUUGGACCUUUGUUGGACAAGGAGAUCCCACAGAGCGUACUUGGGGUGCAGACUUUACUGGGAGUGGGGCGGCAGUCCUUGCUGAGGGCAGCGAAAGACUGCAGACACACGGCAUGGAAGGGCUCGGCAUUUGCAGCUCUGCACAGAGGCCGGCCUCCCGAACUACCUGUGAACUAUGGGAAACCACCAAACGUGGUAAGUCUCAUCUGUGCCAGGCAUGUAACUGGAUAUGGGCGCUUUGGCCAUUUGUUCCCAACAUCCUUCUAUCAGCACAUCAAGAUGCACAAGAGGAUUUUGGGACACUUAUCAUCUGUGUAUUGUGUUGCAUUUGAUCGGAGCGGGCGGCGAAUUUUCACGGGCUCUGAUGAUUGCUUGGUAAAAAUCUGGGCUACGGACGAUGGGCGUCUGCUCUCAACACUCCGAGGCCAUUCGGCUGAAAUUUCUGACAUGGCUGUUAGCUAUGAAAACACGCUACUUGCUGCAGGCAGCUGUGACAAGGUAGUCAGAGUCUGGUGUCUUCGAACUUGUGCUCCUGUUGCGGUGCUGCUGGGCCACUCAGCUUCCAUUACUUCCAUACAGUUUUCUCCAGCCAGAAAAGGAACAACUCGAUACCUCACUUCUACUGGUGCUGACGGAACUAUCUGCUUCUGGCAAUGGCAUUUGAACACAAUGAAAUUUAAGGAUCGGCCAGUUAAAUUUACUGAGAGAUCAAGACCUGGCGUUCAGAUAUCUUGUUCAUCUUUCAGCUCGGGUGGCAUGUUUAUUGCAACAGGGAGCACUGACCAUGUGAUAAGAAUAUAUUACCUGGGCUCUGAAUCUCCAGAGAAAAUUGCAGAGUUAGAAUCUCAUACGGACAAAGUCGUUGCCGUUCAGUUCUGCAACAACGGAGACAGGCUGCGGUUUGUCAGUGGAAGCAGAGAUGGCACAGCAAGAGUGUGGCAAUACCAGCAGCAAGAAUGGAAGGACAUAGUGUUGGAUAUGGCUACCAAGAUGGCUGGGAAUAGUGUUGUGUCUGGAGAGGACAAGGUGUCUAAGCUGAAGGUGACCAUGGUUGCUUGGGAUCGGUAUGAUUCCACCGUUAUCACCGCAGUCAACAAUUUCCUCUUGAAAGUGUGGAAUUCUUCUACAGGGCAGCUUCUUCACACCUUAUCUGGCCACGAUGAUGAAGUAUUCGUUUUGGAAGCUCACCCAUUUGACCAAAGGAUCAUGCUCUCUGCAGGCCACGAUGGGAACAUUUUUAUUUGGGACCUCGAGAAAGGAACAAAAAUCCGCAAUUACUUCAACAUGAUUGAAGGCCAAGGCCAUGGUGCAGUGUUUGAUUGCAAAUUUUCCUCCGAUGGACAACAUUUUGCCUGCACAGAUUCGCAUGGACAUCUGCUGCUAUUUGGUUUUGGAUGCAAUAAAUUUUAUGAAAAGAUUCCGGAUCAGAUGUUCUUCCAUACAGAUUAUCGCCCCUUGAUCCGUGACGCUAAUAACUAUGUGCUGGAUGAACAAACUCAGCAAGCCCCACAUCUCAUGCCUCCCCCCUUCUUGGUAGAUGUGGAUGGAAAUCCCCACCCCACUCGAUACCAACGGCUUGUUCCAGGGCGGGAGAACUGUAAAGAUGAACAACUCAUUCCUCAGCUGGGAUAUGUUGCAAAUGGUGAUGGAGAGGUGGUAGAGCAAGUGAUUGGGCAGCAAACCAAUGACCACGAAGAGAGCAUCCUCGAUGGAAUGAUCCGAGAGCUGCAACGAGAACAAGAUAUGAGAAGGCGUAGUGAAAGCGAAGCUCCUUCAGAUCCUCCACAGAACAGAUCACAUCCUGUUAGCAUUUUGAGAAGUCCAAGUUUGGAUCUUGCUUCUCCACCAAACGUCGGGCUGAGACGGAGCGGUCAGAUUGAAGGCGUCAGGCAGAUGCAUCACAAUGCCCCGAGAAGUCAGAUAGCCACGGAGAGAGAUCUCAUGGCAUGGAGCAGGAGAGUCGUGGUGAAUGAGCUGCAUCCUGGGGUCAGCAGAGUCCAGGAAGAAUGCCGAGCUGCCAAAGGUGAAUUAGAAAUCCAUCUGUACACAUCUGAAAAGAAGAGGAAGCCUUCCCACACUUUACAAAGGAGUGAUUAUCAACCUGGCAGUGGACGGUCUUUGCGAAGAAAUCAACGCAAGCGCCAGCAUGCUUACCAAACACGCUCCACCAUAGAACAUCAUUCCCAAGGUGCAAGGAGAAAUUCACAUACCCAGGAAGAUUCUGAAAGCUCCUCUGAGGAAGACAACACAGCUGGCACAAGCGAUGCGUCUGUAGAUGACAACGUGGCUGCGUGGCAAAGUGAAAGCAGUUCCAGUGAUUCAUCCAGUGAAUACUCCGACUGGACUGCAGAUGCCGGGAUUAACCUCCAGCCUCCGAAGAGACAAACAAGACAAGCUACCCGCAAAAUCUGUAGCAGCUCUGAAGAUGAAAACACGAAAGAUACAAAAGGGCAAGAAGAAAAACGCAAGAAAUCCAAGCAGACACGAAAAAAGAAACCCAGCGGACUGCUUUCAAUGGACGGAGAACCCACAGAGGAAUGGUUUGCUCCCCACUGGAUAUUGGAUACCAUCCCACGACGUUCCCCUUUUGUCCCACAAAUGGGAGAUGAGAUCAUCUAUUUCAGACAAGGGCACGAAGCUUACGUGCGUGCAGUACGAAAGGCAAAAAUUUACAGCGUCAACUUGCAAAAGCAGCCAUGGAAUAAAAUGGAACUCAGGGAACAAGAAUUUGUGAAGAUUGUGGGGAUUAAGUACGAAGUUGGACCACCUACCCUUUGCUGCUUGAAGCUUGCCUUUCUUGAUCCGAUCUCAGGCAAAAUGACUGGCGAAUCAUUUUCCAUUAAGUACCAUGACAUGCCAGAUGUUAUUGAUUUCCUUGUGUUGCAUCAGUUUUACAAUGAAGCCAAAGAAAGGAACUGGCGGAUUGGUGACAGAUUUCGAAGCAUAAUAGAUGACGCAUGGUGGUUUGGAACAGUAGAGAGCCAGCAACCAUUCCAGCAGGAAUAUCCUGAUAGUUCUUUCCAGUGCUACAGCGUUCACUGGGACAACAAUGAAAGAGAAAAAAUGAGCCCCUGGGAUAUGGAGCCUAUUCCAGAAGGAACUGCUUAUCCGGAAGAGGUUGGUGCAGGAGUCCCCGUGACGACGGAGGAGCUGGCAUCUCUGCUGUACAAGCCCCAGGAAGGCGAGUGGGGGUCCCAUUCCCGAGAUGAAGAAUGCGUGCGGGUCCUUCGAGGCAUCGAUCAGCUUUUGUCCCUAGAUAUUUCAAAUCCCUUUGCUGUCCCAGUGGACCUUAGUGCCUAUCCUCUGUAUUGCACUGUAGUAGCUUACCCAACUGACCUCACCACGAUUAGGAGAAGACUUGAAAACAGAUUUUACAGGAGAAUAUCGGCACUAAUGUGGGAGGUACGAUAUAUUGAACAUAAUGCUAGGACUUUCAAUGAGCCCGACAGUCCUAUAGUUAAAGCAGCCAAAAUCGUAACAGAUGUCUUACUUCGAUACAUUGGGGAUCAGAGUUGUACAGAUAUCUUGGAGAUCUACAACAAAGUGAAGGCAGAAGAUUUGAGCAGCACAGAUGAGGAAGAGGAGGUGGCAGAAGUCUAUGCAGAGUCAGAUGGUCCAGGAACCUCUGCUGGGAAAAGAACUGUAAGAUGGCAGCUAAAAAGGCAACCCAACAAAGCCUGCGCCGAUGCCUGGAAGGAACAGUGCAAACAGUUGUUAAGCCUGAUCUACGAACGUGAAGACUCUGAGCCUUUUCGGCAGCCUGUCGAUCUCUUUUCCUAUCCUGAUUACCGAGAUAUUGUAGAUACUCCAAUGGACUUCAGCACUGUGAAAGAAACCUUGGAAGCGGGAAAUUACACAAACCCCCUCGAAUUCUACAAAGAUGUUCGCUUGAUAUUCUGCAAUUCCAAAGCAUACACUCCUAAUAAGAAGUCACGGAUCUACAGCAUGACACUUCGAUUAUCAGCCUUAUUUGAAAAUCAUAUUAAAACUAUCAUUUCGGAUUACAAGUCAGCAGUGCAGCAUCAGAAGAGAAGGCCACGUCUACGGUACCGAAAACGACUCCGAAGCAGCAGCAGUUCUUCUUCUAGUAGCAGGGCACCCAGCCCCAAAGGAAAACAAAAACAACCGAAGAUACAGCCUAAAACCAACCUGAAUACCUCACUGCCUUUAACUAGGACUAAUUCUUCAGUUUCAUCUCAUGUUUCAGAUACUACUGAGGAACCGCCAGGCUCAGCUGCCGCCGAAGAGAUGGAAAGCCAGCCAUCCUCAUCUGGCUCAAACAAUCAGAAUCGUAGUGGAAAUAACAAUGUUGAGCCCGGAAAAAACAGACUAGUAAGAAAUAAAUCCACUCCAGUCAAACAAGAUCAGCCUCUUGAUAAGCCCCUCACAAAUGGUGAUGGUAGAGAACCACGGACAGCAGUCAAGCGAAAGUUGUCAAGCGCAUCAGAAGAGGAUGAGCACACAGGGGAGGAAGAAAAGAGAGAACCGAAAGAGAAACCAGGUUUAUCCUCCUCAGAAAGUGGGGACUCAGGAUCGAGCUCAAGUUCUGAAAGCAGAUGUGGCUCGGAUUCGGACUCAGAAUCGAGUGGUAGAACGGAUCAGGACUAUGUAGACGGAGACCAUGACUACAGCAAAUCUGUACAAGUGAAACCGAAGAGGAAACUUCGACGGAGCAUCUCCAAUGGGCAAAGAAACUGGCAAGGCAGGGGGACAGGGAGGAGGGGGAGAUGGGGCAGGUGGGGCAGGUGGAGCCGAGGGGGACGAGGCAGUAGGGGAGGGCGAGGCUGUGGCCGAGGAAGGAGAGGAGGCAGAGGAGGAAGAAGAGGACGGGGGAGAGGAGCCUGCAGGGGAGCUUCCAGAGCCAAGAGGCCACGGAUCACCGAUGAUGAGUUUGAGAAUCUUUUUGGUGGACGCUUCAAUGAGAACACACUCGGUGGGCGGUUCGGCAGGCCACCUCGGAUUAAAACCAGGAACGAAGGCAGGCGGACCGUUUUAUAUAAUGAUGACUCGGACAAUGACACUUUUGUGCACACCGAGGAUCCCCUGAAUCUUGGUACUUCCAGGUCAGGCAGGGUACGGAAAAUGACAGAAAAGGCCAGGGUCAGCCAUCUCAUGGGAUGGAAUUACUGAUAAGGGGGGGAAUCCAUGGAAGUGAACAAUGGUGUUAGGACUUCAAUGGCCUUCUACUGCAGGGAUUUUGCCAGAAAAAAACUCUACUAAGCAAAUUGUGGGGGGGAGGGACUCCACUCACGUUUUUCUGUGGUGCUUUUCCAUUUUGCUCGUAUGGUUUUUUUUGUGUGAUUGAAGACUUCUGAUUGCCACAUGCUCUUGGCCGAAAGAAGCCUUAUCCAUAACUUCUUCCCCACACUACACGUCCAUUUUGUCCCAGGGCCAUGGCAUUGAAUCAUGAUGGUGAAGCCUCCUGGUUCAUUUUUGUUUUGUUUGGGGGGAUUUUUUUUUGUGCAUUAUAGAAACAGCACCUUCUUACAGAGUUUUUAAAAACAUUGUCUGCCAUCAUGAAUUCCUUACACACCAUAAUAACUUUUGCACAAUAAGCCGAUCCUAAAGGCAGCUAUAAAAUGUUUACAGUUUCUCUAUUGUGCGAAGGAUCUGGAUUAUUUUAAAUCUUACCAGGCCAAACUUCCAUGAAUCUGUGCAGAACUGAAAUGCAUUCAUACAUGGGUGUCUUGAUACGCUUUUCCCCACUGGUUUUUAGUUUCAUGUUUUAAAAAGAGAGAGAAAGAGAAAGGGUUGGUGCCUUGUAAAUACGUAGCAGACCUUUGAUGUGCGAUUCUAACACAUGCAUUAACAUUAUUUAAAAAGGAAUACUUGAGAAUGGUGAAUAUCUAGAUUUAAAGGUGCCAAAUGCAGAAGUUCUUUACGUCUAUUUUCUUUCCUCUGCCUGGAUAUUUUUAUAGCAUUAACAGAGAUUGCCACUAAGAUGUUAGUAUCAGUAAUGCAAGGUCUUCUCUUCACAGUCAUCUUUUUUUCCUUCAGAAAUUUUCUGACUCACAGUUAAUGGAAACUUUACAAAGAUAACAUUAUUGCAGUCACAUUAUUGGAGGAAAAGCAAUGAGUUUUCUAGUAGGAGCAGAGCCGUUCAUGACACUACAAAGAACUAGUGUGUGUGUGUAGGGGAGGUUUGCAAUGGAGUUCAAGCAGAAACAAGACAGUUUUCACAGAUAACUUGGUUCAUACAGUCAGUUGAGCUUUGUAAGUAUCCACCUACUUACCCUAUGAUUCUUUUUUAUAAAUUUAUCCAUAAAACAUUAACCUCCCUUAUUAACCUGUUGUAAUUGUGCUGUUGUAACUGCAUGUUUUAAACCAUAGUGACAACUCAGACUUCCAGAUCAGGUGUUCUGGUACCCAGAUAUUGCUGAUUGGAGGGGCGUUCCAGUGCUCACGCACACACGACUCCCUGCCUUUAAGGUCUGCCCCAUUCACAUCAAUGAAAGGGAACCAAUUCAGUGUCUGUCCAUUCUUUUUUUGCACUGCCAGUUGGAUACCUCCAUUGCAGUAAAGAAGGAACCCCACAAACGUGAUGGUUUCAUGUACUUCUGGAUGGGGAUGCUGGCAUAUGGUUUAAUGAUGAUAUUGAAAAAGAGUAUUGUACGUUAGUUACAACCGCAAUUAACAGUCCAUUAACACAUAUGAUGCUAAAAGGGAAGUCUAGGGGAGAGGACCAUUCUUUUCUUGACCACCAUAAUUAAUUGAAUUGUAUGCCAUUUUUUAUAUUAAAUCAAAUUGCAUUUUCCUGAUUUUGUAAUUCAGAGUGUCAGAUCGCUACGGAGCACUGAGAAAGAGAGAAGAGACAGGAAGUUAAAAAAAAUUGAUAAAAGUUCUCUGCAUAAAUCUUUCAGCAAGCAUAAUUGGUUAGAAAUUUUGACAAACCUUUCCCAAAAGAUAGUUGCAUUAUAUAUAAUGUCACACAUACGCAUGUACAAAAGGGACUGGUACUGAUCUUCUGUAACAUUAAUAGCAGAGAUUCGGCAAAAUGGAAAGCAAUUUGCUAAAUUGCUAUGUGUAGUUAGCACAAAAACUCCAUCACCACCAUGGCAUUAAUGAAAUUAAUAGAAUAUAAAAAGUGUACUUAAUAUACAGCCAGAUUUUAGAUAUGGAUCAUAUGGCUGUAUUUAGAACACAGUUGUUCCAAUUCAACCAUCUCUUCUAGGCUUGGGAGCUCUGAGGUGUACACGAAGCUCUCCUACCGCCGAAAUACUCCUUUGUGCUUUGAUCCUGCAUGCAUGCGAAUAUGCUUCCUCUGUUGAAGCUAGUAGGGCAAUCCUUAAGUGCUCCAUAUUUGCAUUUGAUGUAGAUAGAGUUCAGGCUUGGGAUUCUUAAGUACAUAGUCUUUAGGUGUACAUUUUGGCCAGUUGGCUGGUCCAAAGUUAGUGGGGUAUUGCAAUUGAUUGUUCACAAUCAGUUGUGCUGUUAAAGAAAACCCUUUCUAACAUUGGCAGCCUCAUCCUCCUGUAGAUCAAUGUAGCUGGAGUCCACCUGGGUUGCUGUAACUGCUGUGAGAACAAAUAGUGUUAUUCUAAAACAAUUGGCAUCCUGAAAUUGGGCAGCAUGGAAGGAAAAACUAUUAGUUUUUCUCUUACUGAGUUUUCUGUUAUCAGUGUAUUCAGCAUGGAGUGACAGACUCCUGGGAACCCACCCCACUCGUUGUAAAAACAUAAGUGCAUUUUAGCAACAUUUGGAAUAUGGCAAAAUGUUUUCACUACCUCUUGUUUAGCUUUAACAAUGUAGUGUGAAAAUGAUGGCAAACCAAAUCCAUUUGUUGGGAUAUAAGUAUUAACUGGAUAUGUGUUUGUUUCUGAGAACUACACAGCAGGGGUGCUGCAGUGGCAGAGCCUCCACCAACCAUAGAGUGUGUUGUGCAUGAGAAUCUUUGGUAGACCCCUGGGGAGUUGCUUUGCAUUGAGUGAUUCUUUUUUAAUGAGUAUUCCCCUCUGCCACAUUUCUUGGCUUUCAUGGUCGUUCUUCAAGAGUGUCUUCAUGUUGCGGGUCAGUUCUGUAUUUGAAUAAUUUUCUGUCUGAUACUGGACUGGCCAUGUAGUAAUAUUUUUAAGAACUAGAUUUCGGCCUGGACUCGCAAAAAGGUUGGAUCAGUAGGCCCAUUCUUCAGCAAAUGGUUCUUGAGAACCUCUCCCAGCUGGCCCUCCCAGCUUUGUUCCUCUCUGUUUUCCUGCUGUUUAUGUUAGCUGCCUGGUCCUGCAGUUGCCACCUUCGGUGUGGGCAGUUUGAAUGUGAAAAGGCAAAACGGGAUGCUAAUUGUCCCUGUGAGUGCAGGUGUGGGAUUGGUGAUAGCCUCUCACCAGACCAGGUGGGCUGAUCUGCCCACAGUUUGAACAGUUCUGCAAAACUAAUAUUUAGAUUCCAGUAUUUAGUGCCUCAUGAGAUUAGUCUAAAAGCAUUUCUUUUCAGAAUCAAAAUUGGGAAAUGUUGAAGAGGUCAGUACAACCCUAAGCAAAUGCUAAAAAUGGCACCACGUUCUCUUCCAUCCCAAACCAGACACCAUACUGGCCGUUACAGUAUGUCCUCCAGUCAAACAGUAGCUUUGUCCUGGUCUAUGCAUGCAACAGAGUGCAGUGGUAGAACCUUGAGAUGGUAGUGGGGACUCUACCACUUCAGGCUGCUAAUGGUGGCCCACCUUUUGAAUGCAACCUCAUGUUAGAAGAAAACAUGCCAGCAAGCAAGCAAUUCUCACAUGAAGACAGGUUUUAGGCCAGUCUGUGCUGCCUGGUUUUCUACUUGCAAGGAGAAUUUGGUUAUCUUUUUAAUCAUGACUGCGUUCAAAUCCCCCUCUCUUCCCACAGCUGAAAGUGGUACAGUUCAUUCUGCCAUCUCAUUUCUGCCUCAUCUUAGCUUGUACAGACCUUGCCCAAGUCUCCUGGAGGUGCCUGCACAUAGAUUGACCUUUGUGGCUCGUUCAUUGUACAGGGAAGCAAAAGUGUGAACACGUGGCCCAAACCCGUGGAGCAAAUAUAACCCUUUUGUGCUUAUAUGAGAAACGGGCUGCUAAUUGCUUGCGUUUGCUUGGCCCUCUUCGUUUCAGUAGGUUUCCACCUUCUGAUAAAUAAAUGACAUCAGCGAACUUCUAAGUUCUCCCUGCUUUGCAAUUGUUCUUGCAACCAAAGAAAAACCCAGCCAGAAAAGGGAGCAGAUCAGCUCAGCGGUGGCUGUUUCUUGCUACCUUUUUUCCAAAGGCAGUGAACAAGUAUCCAUUUUGAAUGCCUUUGUCAUUCUCAAAUUUGUUUUGCCUGCUGGUUUGAAUGUCUGUGUAAUGUCUGCUCUCUUUGGCUGUAACGUUUGGCCCUGAACUGAGUGCCCUGAACUGCAAACCUUCAAAUUCUAAUUUAACUCCUCUGACUUCCCCAACCAUGACGGCACUUCAUUCUGUUCCAUUCUCGUCUGCCCUUUCCUAGCUUUCUUCUUCCUCAGAUCUUAAUCAUUGUUCUUGGUUGUGAAUUUGGAAAUGGCCUAACUAUUGUUCUAACUGGCAAUAACAGAAUAACUUUUACUGUACUGAUGCCAAAUUGUGCUUGACAAUAAACCUCCCAAAGGGAAAAGUAUAUUUAGAAAAGGGGAAAUUAUACUGGGUUUCAUUAGGUAGUCAGUGAACCAUCAGAGCAGAGCUGGUUUAAAUGAUCCCACAAAGGGGCCAAAGCUCCAUCAUAUACAUGUUGUGACCAUCCAAAACUUGGCCUUUGUCCUCAUUGCUAGGAGUGAAAUAGAAGGGUUCCAUUUUUCUUGGUUGCUCAUUGUAUCAUAAAGUGCCUGGCUGCUCUUUAUUCGGCAUACAGCUGGCUUCUGUAGCCUUGAGACUCCCAGAGGUGAUUAUGCAAUCCGACCCAUGAAUUUUAGAAGUCGUUUUCUAAUUGGACAGCAAUGUAGCAUCUUGAGCAAUAACCAGUGCAGUGGGAGGAAAUCUCUUUUCACAGACUUGAGCAUCAUCUGUCUGUUUCCAAGCAAAUGAUAGCUUUGGCUUUUUACGUACCUGCCUUUAUGGGGUACAUGCAGCCAUCUGAUACCAUCUGAGCAGUAUGGGACACUUCAUCUGAAACAUGUUGAAUGCUUUGUUGAGUUUUUGAAGUCAGAAGAGCAUCUUGGAUGUCUCUCCAAAUUGAGUUACGUUUUAAUUUCCUUUAAACAUUCUGUUGCCAAGAAGGGAAGGCUUAGUCUGCAACAUUGUGAGUGCUCUUAUAAGAGAAAGAUGUGUUUUCUAGGUCCCCCUUUUCUAGAUUUCUUUCUUUGCAACAACUGACAUCACUCUGAGAAAUGGACAAUCUCUCCUAGGGGAACUAAGGGUUCUCCAACUUCCAAAAGCUUGCCACAAACCCAUCUGGUCUCCUUGCACAAAGUGGUACCUUCACAUUGUCCAUGUAGUGUCAAAUCCUAAAACAGAAAGGUUUUUGGAAGGAUAAAAAUGAAAUUUUAGCAUUCUGUUCGUGUGCAGAGAGCACAGUUCUUACAAAAUCCUGUUUUGUCAUAGAUGGGAACACAUUUCAACAGUAAUCCAGGUCAUGCAAAGAUGUGUGGUUUGUUUUUUUACAAAAUCGAUUCAAAGUAAAACUGAAGCAAACUUGGAUAGUUUAAUUCCUGCAACUGUAUGAGGGAAAGGGGAGCUAGAUUUGGAGAACCUUGCUUUAUCAAGAAUGGCUUCUAUUUGGUGUGUUUUAUGAUGUUAAUACUUAUUUUAAAAAGACAUUGAUUUCUUAAUUUAUGCUGCAAAUGUCAUAGAAACUUUUUAUAAAAACAGUGAAAUAUUUAUAGACCGAAGGCUCUGCUAACCACCUAAGAGUGUUCAGAUAGUAUACAUGUCUGGGGAGUUGUCAUCAUGUUUUUAAAUACAUAUAUAUAUAUAUAUAUAUAUAUUGUAAGAGAUUGCAUUUUACAGGAGUUAACUUUCAAAUAUUACUGUAUCAGAUGUUUACAUUUUUAAAAAGGAUUUAAAAAAUAAUUUUGGCGGUAUCAAUCUGCAGUGUUUUUAGCAAUUCUGUUAAGGAGUCAUCUAAAUGCAAAGAGGAGUUGAGCAUGUACAGUUUAGUGUAUUGAGUAUUGGCCCACAGAAAAUUCAUAUGGCUCUUGGGAGAAAAGCUAGUGGCACAAUCCAUGUUAAAUGCCUCUUGCACAAGGUGCAUGAAAACGACCAGAGGUGCUCAUGUCCUUUUGCCUGGCCACACUUCAUUGGUUAUAAAGAAGCAUGGAAAGAUUUUCUGCCAGACAGAGACCUUGUAUUUUCCAGCUGAAUUUGCUGUCAUGGCCUUAAUCUAUAGUAUUUUAUCAGAUGGUGCUUAUAAACACGUUUUAUGCAUGGAUGUGGGUACAUCAUAUCUGAUAUUAAGCAAACUGGAAACCACGAAAUAAUUUUGCUGUAUACCAGCUAUGAGGUCUGUGCAUUUUCCAUCUAAUAUUAAUAGUACAGGGAAAAAAAUAAUUGUCUUUAUUAAACUGCAGUUCCUGCCUUGCCUGUCUCCAUUCCUCCCCAAAGGUGAGUGCUUUGAGUGUGGUUGAAUGAAAUGUUGUCAGUAUUCAAAUAUGUUAAUAAUGUAUCACUUUGUUAAAGUUUUGACAUUUGUUGCUGUUUCACAUAGUUUGACAAAUUCUCACGGAGUCCCCACCCCCACCCCCUUUAAGUGGGUAUUCAUUCAUCCAGCAUGUUUUCAUAACCAAGGGUGUUCUUUGUUUGCUUAGUUUCCCCCUCUAUGCCCAGAGAUAUCUGAUGCACGUUCAGCAUCUAUAACAGCAACCAUUUUGUUUUAGAAAUACCAGUUUUUACAUUUAAGCUUGGAAGGAGUAGCAGAGCUGCGUGCCCAAAGUCUCUUGUAUCUGUCUUACGUAAUCUCAAAACUGUAAAAUAUUCCACCAAAAAAAAAAAAACCUGGGGGCGGGGGUGUUCACAAAACCAGAUUUGAGCUGAUAUUGUUUUGCUUCUAUUUUCAUUUCAGGGGAUGCUCUAUGUUUAUAUCUUUACAUCCGCUCUCUCAGGUCCCUUUAAAAUGAAAUGCUUCAGGGAUUUUUAAUGCCACUUGACGAUGGCAGACCAAAUGUAAUAUUUAUAUGCAAUGAGCUAUUAGUUUUUUGUAUUGUAAAAAAUGUACAUUUGUAAAGAAUUUUUCUAGAGGGGUUUUGUUUGGGAGGGUGGGUCCUGAGGGGAAGUUGCUUAAUGUAAUUUAGGCUGUUCAUUUUUCCAGCUGUGGGAUUAUCCUAAUUA